GUGGUGGGAUGGAGCUCGCCGAAAGAGGGGUACGAUGGGAUGAUAGAGGAGGCGCGGAAGCUGCUGCAGAUGCACCCCGAUCGCAAGAAGAGCGAGGAGGACGCGGUGACCAUUCUACGAGCCCACUUCCCGCCCUUCCUUCUGCCGCUCUUCAAGAGGUUCUUUGCUCCAUUGUGGGGCGGCCGAGUUGCUGCUGUGCUCUGUGCGUGGGUGACGCACCUCGCCUGUCAGUGGCUCAUGGGGCCCAGCAAGGUGGUGGCGAUAGAGAUGGAGGACGGCCGAAAGCAACGAUCGGAGGUGAAUAUAGAGAAGUGCAAGUUCCUGGACGAAUCAAAGUGUGCUGGCAGCUGCAUUCACACAUGCAAGAUGCCCACUCAGGCGUUUAUGUUUCAGGACAUGGGCGUGCCGCUGCUCAUGGAGCCCAAUUUCGAGAACUUCAGCUGCGAGUUCAAGUUCGGAGUGCAUGCCCCCCCUCGAGACACCGACCCUGUGCUGCUCACCCCCUGCCUUGCAACCUGCCCCAUUCGCUUCCCUGGACCCUCAGGCUCCACCAUGCGCCUAGGCGAGCUGCGAAGCUCUGCGAAGAAUGUCACGCUGCGAAGCCUUGCUUCGAGAGACCUGGUGAAUCAGGCCAUCUCCCUCUCAUGCGACUCACGCAGUCUGAACGCAACUCCAGUUUCCCGUUCAAAUGUCGUUUCCGUUUCCGCGUCCGCCAUUCCUCCUGUAACCGCCGCUUCCGCCGCGGCGGUAACCGCGUUUCAAGGAACGCCAGUGCGUACAACGAGUGUGCUUGUAGUGGGAGCGACGGGGACUCUGGGCCGUCAGAUCGUUCGCAAGCUUCUGGACGACGGUUUCGAUGUUCGCUGCCUCGUGCGGCCUCGACCACAGCCCGCGGAUUUCCUUCGCGACUGGGGUGCUACUGUCGUCAAUGGCGACCUCACCCGGCCAGAGACCCUCCCGGCGGCUCUCGUGGGCGUGCACACAGUCAUCGACUGCGCGACCGGCCGUCCCGAGGAGCCGAUCCGAACCGUCGACUGGAACGGCAAGGUGGCCCUGAUUCAAUCCGCGCAGGCGAUGGGCGUGCAGCGGUACCUCUUCUUCUCCAUCCACGAGUCGGAGCAGCACCCUGAAGUGCCGCUGAUGGAGAUCAAGAAGUGCACGGAGAAGCUGCUCGAGCAGAGCACGCUGAACUACACCACCAUCCGCCUGUGUGGCUUCAUGCAGGCGCUGAUUGGCCAAUACGCGGUGCCGAUUCUUGAGGAGCAAUCCGUGUGGGGCACAGACGCCACCACGCGCAUCGCAUACAUUGAUUCUCAGGACGUGGCUCGCAUGACCAUGGCUGCCCUGAGGAACGAGAAGACCUACCGCAAGACCAUCACGCUCGCUGGACCCAGGGCGUGGACCACGCAGGAGGUGAUUGCGCUGUGUGAGCGCCUGGCAGGGCAGGACGCCAAGGUGACAACAGUGCCGGUGGGCGUGCUGAAGCUGACCCGCAAGUUCAUGCAGCUCUUCCAGUGGUCGUCUGACGUGGCAGACAGGCUGGCGUUCUCUGAGGUGCUGACAAGCAAUGCGGUGUUCUCAGCCCCCAUGACGGAGACCUACAAGCUGCUGGGGCUAGAUCCCAAGGACACCACCACGCUCGAGAAAUACUUGCAGGAAUACUACACCCAGAUCCUGCGCAAGCUCAAGGACUUGAAAGCCACAUCCAAGCAGGGCGAUUACUAUUUGUAA
Messenger RNA from Closterium sp. Naga37s-1, 1731 nucleotides. The record is from the annotation of a GenBank genome assembly. NCBI's taxonomy places the organism in Eukaryota, Viridiplantae, Streptophyta, Zygnematophyceae, Desmidiales, Closteriaceae.